AAUGUCUGCAGUCAUUUGAUUGGGUGUGAAGCGACCAAUCACACGCCUCGACUUCGAGCCGCAAUGUACCCUGGGAGUUUUUAGUUCGAACUAUUAUCCUACGCUCAUUCUGCUUAUUGAGAUUUUUUUAUGUCAAAUAUAAGAAAAAUAUAAUAAUUUACUCGCACAAUAGUUUAUUAAAUGCCUAAAACAGUCAUUUUAAACGUGUUUGGAAAGCUUUAGCUACGGACAGCCUGGUUUAUAUCUGUGUCAUUUUUGUUUGUCUGAGCUCAGUACUCCAGCAUGACUUCAGCUUCCACAAAGGUGGGCGAGAUCUUCUCGGCUGCUGGCGCUGCGUUCACCAAACUGGGUGAAUUGACCAUGCAGUUGCAUCCAGUGGCAGACUCAUCUCCUGCAGGGGCCAAAUGGACAGACACAGAGAUUGACAUGCUACGUUCAGCAGUACGACGUUUCGGUGAAGAUUUGAACAGCAUCAGCUCUGUCAUAAAGGAACGCACCGUUGCCCAGAUUAAGACCACAGUGAAAAGGAAACUCUACGAAGACAGUAGGGUACCUCUCACCACAGAGUCCCCUAAAAAGAUAAUGAAGAAGACCCCUGUGACGCUACCACCUCCUCCAGCAUCAGUGGCUUCCAGUGUUAUUUCCGUGCCAACCUCUCAGGUUGUCGUGACAACAGGAUUGCAGAGUUCUUCAUCUUUACAACCGGCAAUAAAGAACCCUAAACCAUCAGAUGUGACGCUGAGUGCUCUGAAUGACUCUGAUGUGAACAGUGAUUUGGUGGAUAUCGAAGGGCUCGGAGAGGGUUCGACUAAAAGACCAAACUUUGACCAAGAGAGCUUAAAUCUGGACUCCAGUCUGAUAAUGAACUCCAGUGAUUUGCCCCUGCUGUCCCGCUGAUUCGCAUCCAUCACUCAUGUUAAUUUUCAAGGAGAUGGGGGACUACAGUUAUCAAGAACAGCCCAUGUAAUGAAGCUGCAGUUUGAUUUCAUGCUAAGAGAACUGUAAAGGCUACAGUCGGCACCUGUUGUACAUUUUCCAUUUUGGGUCCGAAAGCAUCAGACCUGUUUUAGAUCAGCGACUCCACCAUUGGUUCGUAUGAAAUGGUGUAAUUUUAAAAUAUUGUGCUAUUUUUUUGUUGUUUUUUUUCUAAUGGGGGAAAUUGGCACUUUUGGUCAGAACCUGAUGGAAAAAUUAGUUUGUGUGGCUCGUUUAUGCCAUCUGGUACGGGCACAAUUGAAAUUAGUGGGUUUAUAGGACAGAUGUGCAGUAGUCAAACCAAUAUGUACAUUUUUUAAGCAUCUCUUUUUGUAUUUUAAUAAGCCCUUUUGGAUAAAACUAAAUGUUUCUUGGAGUAAAAUGCUAACUGUAGGGAAUAUGGCACCUUGCAAGCAAAAAGUUACAGAAGUACCAUUUUCUUUCACUGCCAUUUCUGUUAUGCGCAGCAUUUAUUAUAUGUAGUAUAGGGGACAAUGUAUAUAUUUUAUUUUUAACAUUGCAGACUGAUUAAACAAGCCAUUUUGACAACAUGCAAGGCUGAUUUUGGUUCUAUUCAACUUCCAAGUAAACAAUUUUACAUGCAGGUUAGAAAGACAGCAUACAAUCAAUAAAAUGAGUUUUUAUUAUGCUCUUGUUCAUAAGAAUAUAUGGUAUAAUAUACAUUUUUCCAUGGUAAAUGCUAUUUCUUCUUUGAUAAUCAGACAUUCAUGUGUGACUCAGAAUGAAUAAAUGUACUUUUGCUACCGACAUGUCAAAAAAAAAAAAUUACUUUUAUUUUCUUAACUUCCUGAAUAUAGUUUGAACAAUCGACAGGCAGAAGCCGCUCGUUUUGGCAUUUCUACAGAAUGUUUCUUGUGUGCUUACAAAAACUCAACCCAUUUGUAACAUUUUUUUUCAACGGACACAACCCUCGAUUUUUAGCUAUGGCCCACUUUUGGAAAAGAUUUUAUCACAGGUAA
Molecule: messenger RNA, 1955 nt
Organism: Misgurnus anguillicaudatus (oriental weatherfish)
Lineage: Eukaryota; Metazoa; Chordata; Actinopteri; Cypriniformes; Cobitidae
Gene: bacc1
Product: BPTF associated chromatin complex component 1
Cellular component (GO): MLL1 complex; NURF complex
Source: RefSeq, a predicted model, not a curated record